Molecule: messenger RNA, 2116 nt
Organism: Uloborus diversus
Lineage: Eukaryota; Metazoa; Arthropoda; Arachnida; Araneae; Uloboridae
Exons: 11
Coding region: 1-1467 (488 amino acids)
Biological process (GO): proton transmembrane transport
Cellular component (GO): plasma membrane
Molecular function (GO): voltage-gated proton channel activity
Source: RefSeq, a predicted model, not a curated record
AUGGCACCUUCGGUGAGCAAAGAAGAACUAAUGAGAAAUACUGACUCUGUAAUUUGGGGAUUCAGUGGUGGAACUGCAACUCCAGAACUGGAUGAUACUCAGAAAAUAUGUGAAAAAAUCUGGGCAGCUCUCAACAGCCGUGUGUGCAAUGUCGUCAUUGUGAUAUUUGUGUUUGCUGAAGGUGUUGUGGUUUUAUCAGAAUUGUUGAUAGAUCUGGAUGUUGUGCAAGAUCCUGAAUGGAAACCAAAGAAUGUCAACUGCAGCCAAAAUUCUUCCAUACUGCCAAGUGAAAACAUUAGCCCACGAAUCAAAAAAGCAAAAGAGGCAUUUUCGUUGUGUAGCAUCAUUCUUCUAACCAUUUUCAUAAUUGAGGUGAUAUUAAGAAUUGUAACUGGCAAAACAAGGUUCAUUGUUCAAGGUGUUGAGGUUUUUGAUGCCAUAGUGGUUCUUGUAGCAUUUGGCUUAGAUGUUACGUUUUUCAUUGCCCCAUCCAAACUAAGUGUGGGGAAGAAGUCUGCAGUCUUGAUAAUUUUAUUAAGGUUAUGGCGAAUCAGCAGCAUUCUUCAAAGUGUUAUUGCAUCUGCCAAAGCAAAUUUAUCAAAUAUAAUCAGCAUUUAUCAAAAAGAAAAAGUGCAGUCAGAUCAUAAAGUUGAUCUUCUUAUUCUUAAAGUAGAAGAUUUAGAGCACGAAGUAGCAUAUUUGAAAGAAAAAUUGAAAAAAACUGAAAAGGAGCCUUUAUUUCUGAAGCGCAGAAAAGCAAAAGAAUCAUCCUCUUUGCCUUUCCCGCUUCCUUCUUCAAUUAUUAUUCCUUCUGAAACAUUCCGAUUGCCUACUUCUCAGUCUUUGAACACCGACUGCCACAGCCCUUUCCAAGUCAGAGAACUGAAAGACAAAGUUACUAUAUUUGCCGAAAAUGCAGCAACUAUUAUUGUUGAUGAAGCCCUGCUAUUAGCUUCCCACAUUCGUUCUCCCAGUGAUCUACCCCCACCAAGAGUAGCAAGCCCUACGAGGAUUAGACAGAAUGCUAAACUACGCCGACGUCCAGAUGGAAGUAUCGAGAGUGGUUACGGUUCGGCCUCUGGCUCCAUAAAUUGGAGCAAAUCCCGACUGCUCACUAAGUCUGAAGAAGAAAAACAAUCAGUGCCACUUGCUGCUAUUAGGGACAGCCUGAAGUGUCCUGAAAGUAGUCCUGAGAGUGGCUAUGGAUCAGGAGGUUCUGCUCACAACCCCAGUGUCGAUGCAACUAGUCCCAAUGUCGUGGAUGAAUUGGGAAAGGUUCCUCAAGUGAGAAAUUCCAGACUUGUGGGCACAGUGUUUCUCUUCCCCGAUGCUUGUCCUGCGGAGGCAAUUAACUUACAAGACGUAAAGAUCAAUGUCUUGGAUGAAAAGUCGGAAAUUGAGAGGAUAAGGCAUGUGGAGUUUAAUCCAAGCAAGUUAGAUAAGGGAGUACCAAUGACAUCACUGUGAUUUCAAUGGUGAAUUCAGAUAUGCAGAGUUGAAAACCUAACUGUGUUCACCUGCUUAAGGCAGCUAUUUAACUUUUGAAAUUUAGAUGUUAUCCAUUGCACAUCUCCCCUUUGAUGGCCCACUUUGAAUGGCGUACUUCUCAUCAAAUAUGCUGUGAAGAAAAAGUCUGGGAGAAGUAUAUCCACCUAAACUCGUUGGCUUUCGUAAUCAAUGUUGACACUUAAAUAAUAAUGUCGAAAAUGAAUUAGCAGUCAUCUUAAAAAAAUUAUCAGUUUUUAUGCUCCUCUAUUCUUAUGUCAUCACAUUGUUAAAUACAAUGCUGCUGUGAAUUGGCAGUAUUGCGCGAAACAGGGUUGCUUAGCAAUAAAUAAAAAAGCUAAGAAGUGUUAAAGAAACAUUAGAGAGAAAAUAAAGAGUAAGUCAAAAUUUUAAGAGCUUUUAAAAACAUUUUUUUAUGCAGUCAUUAAAAUAAUUACUUUUAACAGCUUAUCGGCUAAAAUAAACAAUCAAGUAAUUUUUCAUAAUUACUAAAAAACUUUCAGUUCUUACCCUUUGAUUUAAUGCAUAAAAUUAGAGUGACUUCACCGAUAUCAUUGCUGGCUCUUGAUUAUUCUUUACAGUUGAUUACGGAAAUGCAAAAUUAUUUUUA